UGCAGAUGUUUCGUGCAGAGACAUUUGCAUACAUAGAUCCCUGCAUUUGGACAGGCCUUUACUUAAAUUACGUUUUUUUUUCAGUACGCACUCUUUAAUCGCUAUGGAACUAUUACAUCAAUACAGUUAGAGUACAGUGUACUGAUUCUCAAGUAACGUGACACUCAAAGGGACGUUCGUUUUCAUGCGUUAGCCAAGCGGUCUGUGCGCAGUCUGAGAAGGGAUUUUGUUUGCAGUUUGUUAAUGGCUGAAACGGAAAUUCGUUCUCAAACUCAUAAUAAUGUCAAAUAAAAACUAACUUUAAAAGCGACUGUAGUUUUGCUUUUACUAAUCGCGUGUACGAAAGUAUCUCUGAGUGUUUUAUUUACAAUAAUAUCUUUGAGAGAGCUGGCAGUGGGGAAAUUGGCAGAGUUUUGAAUCUGUUGUUUGUGGUUUCUAACUUACUGGUAAUUUGAAGAAUAGCGUAAUAUUGAAUAAUCUGCAGUAAGUGAAAUUUGUACGUGUUUUUGUGUCGUAUAACACCUGGUAUCAAUGGAUGGUGAGUGGAAACCAAAUGAAGAGAGCUUGCAACAACUGUUGGAAAUGGGAAUAUCGAAGGAAGAUGCGGAAGAAGCACUGAGGAACACUGGAAACUCAUCAGUUGUUUUUGCUGCUGAUUAUGCAUUUGCAAAGCAAGAUAAGAUUGACCCAUUUCUGUCUAGAGUAUACCAAAUACCAGAAGGCUGUAAAAUGGUAUUUGUUGUAAACACUGAUCUUGGCAUGAGCAUAGGGAAAACUGCGGCACAGGUCUCAAGACAAGAGCCAUGUAAGAAGAAAUGGAAGCUGCAUACUAAUCUGGUGCGACAUGGAGUCCAUUUUGCUUGCUGCAUCCAGAAGGGACCCAAAGAUGAAAGAGUGGAUACUGGAGCUUUUAUCCUGGUUGGGCAUGCAACAUUGGGCCUUUACCAGAAAUUAACAGCUUCACCACAGUAUGCUGAAGAUUUGAUUAAUUGGGAAGAUAACGGUGGAAAAAUGGUCGUCCUUAAGGGUCUUAACUACCAACACCUGAAGUUGCUAGAAAAAGAGGCUGAGGUGAAUAAACUUCCAGCACACUGUAUUACAGAUGCUGGUCUUACUGAAGUACAGUCUGGUUCAACAACUGUAUUAGCAAUUUUUGGCAAAGAAACUCAAGUUAAUAAUGUUACCGGAGAACUAGCUCUGUUGCAAUAGGGGAAAAAAUGCUACCAUAUUGGCGAAAAACACUUCAAACCAGCUUUGUUAUUGCAGUGCUUGUGUCCAUAGAAAUUGUAUACAUAAAUUAUGUACUAACAAUUUUUUAAAAAAAUGAGAUCUUUUUCCUCUCUGCUUGUUUUACAGAUAGUGUAAUACAUGCCAAGAAAUGCACAACGAAAUUGCUUAUUGCAGUGAGUAGUUACAAUAUACUGUAGAUUUAUUGCAAAACAAUUUUUGAUUUUGUGUAUUUGUUUCAAAUUGAUUCAGUGACAAGAUUUUAUAUACACUCAAGUGUUUAAAAUGUACAUUGUUUCUCUUGAACUCUUUGUCAGGUUGCUUCAGUUGAUAAGCAUUUCAGCAUGACCAAAUGAAGUAUAGGCAUAACCUAUUACUUGUGCAAUAUUCAUUUUUGAUAUUGAACUGCCAAAUAUCAUUGUCCAUACAGACCUGAGAGAAUUUGGUUGAAGUAGCUGUUUAAUACUUGUAUAUAAACUUGUAACUUAAUAUUUAAUCCAUAAUGUUGGUUCUACAAAGACUAUGUUAUGUGUUAAGCUCUGUGAUUACAAGACAAAGAAAUGAAGCACAGGGAGGAAAAACAAAAGCUAAAAGUUAAAUGCGAGGACUUCUGUUGCUUCGUUAACUUAUUUGUGCUUAUAGAGGUAGUUUUCCGUGACUGAUGUUGAGUGGUUUGUGUUUGUUACACUAUGAAUUCAAGAAUAAGAAAAACAGAUCCUCACUGUUAUUUGUAUUUGUCUAUACUGAAUUGUAUAUGAAAAAGAUGCUGCCAAGGUGCUAUCAGAUAGUGUUGACUGUUAAGUAUUUAAUGCCAGUAAUAUAGUAACAGAGUGGUAUAAAAGGCAGCACAAGCAUAUCAUGUAGUACUCUGUUGUUAAAGCAAGAAGACAUUAGCCAUAUUUUAUGAAACCUGUAUCAGUGAUGUGAGAUAGUCAUAUUUAUGUAUAAAAGGUUUUCCCUCAUUUAGUGAAGUUAAUGGAUACUACAGUUUCGAUCGUGACAUUUGAACAGUUUUAUUUUUACAAGGUUUUACUGUUGUUUUAUGUUGUUAAGGCAAGUUUUAUAAAGCAUUAGCAUGCUGACUUUGUACCUCAGUAAACUGUUUGCACAGAUGUGUAGGAGUUAAUUACAUUAAUUAACAAUAAACACCUACUUCUUUAGCAGAAUUUUGAGUUUUUAUACUCUGUCUCUCCUGUUAUGCAAGAAUGUAAGUCUUAUUAGUGGAUUCACAAACAUACAGAAAAUUGAUUAAUUUUUCUACUUCGUAUCACUGGAAAUUUCUGUUGUAGAAUGAGAAUGACAUUCAAUAAAAAUUAGAAUAACACAAAAUAAA
Schistocerca gregaria is the source of this 2560-nucleotide messenger RNA. RefSeq names its product probable peptidyl-tRNA hydrolase 2. The transcript has 5 exons. The coding region runs from base 532 to 1209 and encodes 225 amino acids. Gene Ontology annotation, cellular component: cytosol; mitochondrion. NCBI's taxonomy places the organism in Eukaryota, Metazoa, Arthropoda, Insecta, Orthoptera, Acrididae. The record is from RefSeq and is a predicted model, not a curated record. Gene Ontology annotation, molecular function: protein binding; peptidyl-tRNA hydrolase activity.